UGCAACAAACAAGUUCGGUCAAUCAAAUUAAUAAUAUAAUUGUCAUUUAAAAACGUAAAUUUAUUAUAAAUAGACAGAAAUUGUAUUGCUGACUGCGAAGGCGCUGAGUUUACUAAAUUUGUGAAAUUGGAAAGCGUCAACGACAAAAGAAAAGCGCACCGCACAAAACCGCGCCGCUUUCAUUAGCGUCAUCGUCAUUAUUGUUCAGAAGAGUCUCCACACAAUCCAAGUACAGUUAACAUGGCCAAGGUGCAUAUCACAAACGUAGUGGUGCUGGACAACCCGAGCAGCUUCUUCAAUCCGUUCCAGUUUGAGCUGACGUUUGAGUGCAUUGAGGAGCUGAAGGAAGAUCUUGAAUGGAAAAUGAUUUAUGUGGGCUCGGCUGAGUCCGAGGAGCAUGACCAAGUGCUGGACACUAUUUACGUUGGCCCCGUGCCCGAGGGUCGUCACAUAUUCGUCUUUCAAGCUGAUGCGCCGGAUGUCAGCAAAAUACCUGAACCCGAUGCGGUUGGCGUAACUAUUGUGCUUCUUACCUGCUCCUAUCGAGGCCAAGAAUUUGUGCGCGUGGGCUACUAUGUGAACAAUGACUAUGCCGACCAGGAAAUGCGCGAAAAUCCGCCACCCAAGCCUUUGUUCGACAAACUCACACGCAACAUACUCGCCAGCAAGCCGCGUGUGACGCGCUUCAAGAUCAACUGGGAUGAUGGCAACACCAAUGGCAAUGGUCUGGAGAAUGGACACGAUGCACAAAUGAUGCACGAAGACGGACCGUCCACAUCUUCGGCGGCAAUUCAUCACGAUGCCGCCAUGGAUGAUAAUAGUCUGGCCAUGCCCAUGGAGAACGGUGUCAAGGCGCUCAAUGAGAACUCAAAUUCACUUGCCAUGGAAUGUUGAUGCAGCUAUAGAACAGUCUAACUGUAAAACUCACACACACACGCAGAGACUUGUAAGAUUACCUGCCCACAAACAAAGCUCUUUAAUUAAGUAAUAUAAUUUAAA
Molecule: messenger RNA, 999 nt
Organism: Drosophila busckii
Lineage: Eukaryota; Metazoa; Arthropoda; Insecta; Diptera; Drosophilidae
Gene: asf1
Product: histone chaperone asf1
Exons: 1
Coding region: 241-894 (217 amino acids)
Biological process (GO): DNA replication-dependent chromatin assembly
Cellular component (GO): nucleus
Molecular function (GO): histone binding
Source: RefSeq, a predicted model, not a curated record